GGGGCGGUCCGACCUGUCACAGUCAGGAAAAGGUCAAACACUUGCAGCCAGGUGUUGUAGACAAAAAGUGAGCGUUUGCCUGGAAAAUACCUGUUAACUUACAAUCUAUUGGAGGUGGUUUUAGUCUCAAAUACACCAUGUACCGAUAUCUGGAUCCUGGCAACACCAUGAUCUAAAUAAUAUGUUUGUGAUGUAAUGGAAACAAGCGCAACAGACACGACACAGGAAGAGAGCUUCUAGACCGACAUGAGGAACUUUACACAUCGGCAAUGAGGCAACAAAUUCUGAAGUACAUCUGGACAGGACAGCUACAAUGGCAGAGAUAUGGAUUCGUCUGUGUCCUGCUUACAGUGUCAAUCAUCGUCACAGGCAUAAUUACUGGCUGGAAGAAUGAGGGCGACAUCUUCGACAUGGAACCCUACGUUCAGAUGACCGUGGGUGACCAGAAACGUGCCGAACAACCCCCCGGCUCGACCAAUUAUUGCACAGAGACGGAUCCAUCUAGGCCUCUCAGUCCGGUGCCAUGGGAGGACCCCGGCCCGUACCACGUCGCCUACCCACGCAACUACCGCUUCAUCAUGGACGAGCCAGGCGUGUGUGAGACCAAGUCCCCUUUUCUGGUACUCAUGGUUCCGGUGGCGCCCCACAACCUGGCUGCCCGGGACGCCAUCCGGAGGACGUGGGGGAACGAGACGCUGGUCCGGGGCCAGCUGGUGCUGACCCUCUUCCUGCUCGGCCUCCCUGGGGGCUCGGACGCUGAGCAGCAGCUGGAGAACGUCAGGCAGGAGAGCCGGACGCACCGCGACCUGAUCCAGAGCGACUUCACGGACAGCUACAUCAACCUGACCAUCAAGACCAUGGUCAUGCUGGAGUGGCUGAGCUCCCGCUGCCCCGGCGCCUCCUACGCCAUGAAGAUCGACUCGGACAUGUUCCUGAACCUGGAGAACGUCAGGCAGGAGAGCCGGACGCACCGCGACCUGAUCCAGAGCGACUUCACGGACAGCUACCUCAACCUGACCAUCAAGACCAUGGUCAUGCUGGAGUGGCUGAGCUCCCGCUGCCCCGGCGCCUCCUACGCCAUGAAGAUCGACUCGGACAUGUUCCUGAACCUGGAGAACGUCAGGCAGGAGAGCCGGACGCACCGCGACCUGAUCCAGAGCGACUUCACGGACAGCUACCUCAACCUGACCAUCAAGACCAUGGUCAUGCUGGAGUGGCUGAGCUCCCGCUGCCCCGGCGCCUCCUACGCCAUGAAGAUCGACUCGGACAUGUUCCUGAACGUCCACAAUCUGGUGACGAUGCUACUCGACGCGCCCCGGGAGAACUACAUGACGGGCUUGGUGUGGUGGCACAGCCCGGUGCUGAGAAACCCCAACGAAAAGUUCUUCCUGCCCAAGGAGGUCAUCGCCGAGCCAGAGUACCCGCCGUACCCCCUGGGGCUGGGAUACGUCAUGUCCAUCGACAUCCCCAAGAAGAUCUUGGGGGUCUCCUGUCGGAUCAAGCCCAUCUACAUCGAGGACGCCUACCUGGGGAUGUGCCUGAAGCUCCUGGGCAUCUCUCCGACCGACCCGCCCAGCGUCGAGAUGUUCCAGGUCAAUCCCCGGUUCGCGCUACGGCGCUGCGCUCUGUCGCGGGUGGUUGCCGUGACAACGAAGGACGUGGCGCAGUUGCUGUGGUACUGGGAGGAGAACAGGAAGCCGGGCGUUCCGUGCCUGAGGUGACUAGGGCAGCACUUCCUGUUCUGACUCUUCAUAUUUGGCCUACUUUAAAAUAUGUUGCUGGCACGUGUGUUUGAGCUGUUUGAAUGAUUGCUUUUAGAGGGUAAUGGGGACAGUCUUUUGUAUUCAUAAAAAUAAAUAAAAAAAUUGUUGCAUACCUUUUGAUAGCCUAUGCUUUUGUCUAAGUUAUAAUACGUGCUCAUAUGAACUAUAGGAAAUACAAACACCUGGAAAGGGGAAUCUUUUCUGCCAGUGGAAAGACAUACUAUUGUGUUAAAAGCCUGUUUAAUACAAUAUCAGGCUGUUGAAUAAAGUGUGGGAGACAUUUAGUUUAAUAUUUUGUUUUAUUGCUCAUAUAAUAAAAAUUAAGGCACACAGGCA
Messenger RNA from Osmerus eperlanus (European smelt), 2099 nucleotides. Its product is annotated as beta-1,3-galactosyltransferase 5-like. Gene Ontology annotation, molecular function: N-acetyl-beta-D-glucosaminide beta-(1,3)-galactosyltransferase activity. The coding region runs from base 270 to 1721 and encodes 483 amino acids. The record is from RefSeq and is a predicted model, not a curated record. Gene Ontology annotation, cellular component: Golgi membrane. Lineage: Eukaryota; Metazoa; Chordata; Actinopteri; Osmeriformes; Osmeridae. The transcript is spliced from 5 exons.